AUCAAAUCAGUUCUUCCGCUGCCGGUAGAGUGAACGUGAGCUGCCAAGAAGAGGAGAAGAAAAAGGAGAAGUGGCGAUAACGUCGAAACACUUACAGAUAGGCUUAUUAAUGAUACAGGGUUACAGCCGGGAAAAAUAAAUAAUCGUGUCCAAGAACUGUGAAAGUCAAUCCACUCAAGCAGACCGACGAUGGCUGUGAACGUGUACUCGACCUCAGUGACCAGUGACAACUUAAGUCGUCAUGACAUGUUGGUCUGGAUCAACGAAUCUCUACAGAUGAACCUCACCAAGAUAGAAAUGUUGUGUUCGGGUGCUGCCUACUGCCAGUUCAUGGACAUGCUGUUUCCCAACUCGGUGCCUCUGAAGAAAGUUAAAUUUGGUGCCAAGCUGGAGCACGAAUACAUCCAUAACUACAAGCUUCUGCAGGUUUCCUUCAAAAAGAUGGGAGUCGACAAAAUCAUUCCAGUAGACAAACUGGUGAAGGGGAAGUUCCAGGACAACUUUGAGUUUGUCCAGUGGUUUAAGAAAUUCUUUGACGCCAACUACGAUGGGAAGGAGUACGACCCAGUGGAGGCGAGACAGGGCCAGGAUGCCAUGCCUACACCCAACCUUUCCACGUCAGCUCUCAACAAACCCCCUAAAAAGGCCCUCAGCCAAGCCCCUCAGAGGCCACCCGUUGCCAAGGUAGCACCCAAGUUGGCUCACGUCAGCGCGAGGAAGCCGGGGAUGGGAGGAGGCGACGAGGAGAGGGCGGAGCUCCAGAAUGAGGUGGAGAUCCUGAAAUCUACCAUUCAGGACAUGGAGAAGGAGAGAGACUUUUAUUUUGGUAAGCUGCGGAACAUUGAGCUGAUUUGCCAGGAGAAGGAAGGAGAGGGCGACCCCACGCUGCAGAGGAUCAUAGACAUCCUCUACGCCACAGACGAGGGUUUCGUGAUACCGGAUGCUGAGGAGCAGGAGGAGUUUUAAUAUUCAAGACUGCGAGCAACUUUUCACUUAGACGCCCCCGGUCUACAAACCCACCUCGAGAUCCUUCUUCAAGCCAAGACAGCCAGUUUGGUUUUAUAUCCAACACCAAACUUGAUCUCGACUUGUGGUCUCCCCCCCUCCCCCCCUCCCCCCUCACCCCUCACUUCUUCUCACCUGACCCCAAAUCCCAACCUGCCGGACUUCUCUAGCCUUCAGCCGCCGAACAGCUCAGCUCCUUCUGUCCUGAAACAUCUUCAACCAAUAAUCAACCAAGCCUCGGUCACUGCCUCUUCUUCCUACACACCUGUCACUCAGCGAGAAUCCCAGGCCCCCACCCUCACCUGUAACCCCAUCCCUCCCAAAACCAGAUCGUUCAGUACAUAUCUGGUUUUUGUAAUGGACUUUAGUGUGAAAAACACGGUGAUGUUCUCUGUGUGUGUGUAUGUAUGUAUGUAUGUGCGUGCGUGAGUGUGUGUGGUUGUAUGUGUUUAAAAAUCAAUUUAAAACAAAUCAAACGUGAAGAACCUCCUCUGAACCGGCCCGGCUGUCAGUUCACUGAUCACUUUGUCCCAAACUAACCUCGUCUUUGUUCGAUGGCACUGCCGCCAUUUUGUGCCUCUCCUGUUGACACUGAAAUUUAUUCAUUUGGAGGAAGAUGCAUGCACAGAAGUGAGGAAAAGGAACAGAAACACACACAUUCCCAACUAGAACACUUAGAUUUUCAUCAUUUUGAACCAAAUCUGUAUUUAGUAUUUUUGCCAGCUGGUCCCAGUUUUAGUCAUGCUAGCUGUUAAUUGUGCGUUUUGAAAUUUAACUUCAUCGGGCCAGCAGGCUUUCAGAAGCACUGCCAACAUCAUUUGCCGGUCGGAUGUAGCCGAUUAUAUAUUCCUAAGCAAAAUGAAAUGAGGAAAAAGCAGCCACGCAGCUUGACACUGAAGGGCUCAGGGUUUAGUCUGGGACAACACAACAGUCGGGUCUUCUCUUGGCCUUUUUCCACCUGUUACUAAUUGUCGCCACCAUCCUGAUUUUGUCCUGUUCAGCUUCAGAAGAGCUUGUGUAAAUGUAUGCUACUGUUUUAUCACAUCGCACCCCCCACCACUCCACUCCAUUUUUAUUUUUUUGUUUUUGUUUUCCCUGUUGUAUGUUUUGAAACCUUUUUUUGGGGCACCUGUCAGUCAUGCUCUCAACUUUAUACAUUUGUUUUCUAUUUAGGUUGAGUCUUUCCUCACGCUCACUAAUUGAUCACUCUGUUGGAAAGAUUUUUACUCGUGUGCAGAAACUUGUUUUCCCAGUCACGACAAUAGAGAAAAGGGUUUUCGGAUACCGAAAGUGGUUGCUGUUCUUGUAGCAGAUCAGUUGUCCUUUUGCUUCCACCACCCAUCUUGGUGUUCGCAUUUCAGGCUUCCUAAAUGUGCAAUUCUUAAUCCCAUGAAAGCGGCUUUCUCUUCUCGUCCAUGUGAGACGAGGUGUUAAAAGCUUUCGCAGACGGCAGCCUUUUGAUCAACAUGCCAAUGUUUAGUUAAAGGUGCAAAAAAAACUGCAUAAUAAACAGUGAUUUUCUCUUUUGUAGCAACGGUUUUAAGGAACAUGCACUGUUUUACACCAGUGGGCCUUAAUUAGCCCCCAGCCAAUAAGAAAUCCUUCCUGAACGGCGACGGGACAUGCAGACCAGCCACAUUACAAACACUGUGAGCUCUGAUCGUGGCUGAUCAGUGCGUUCACCACAUGUAGCCGACCACAGUCGAGACCUGAGCUGUGAAAGCGGCUCGUGGGCUUCAGGUGGAUUCGUGAAUUUUCUGCUCUGGUUACUAAUGUUGGAUUUUGUUUUUCCCAAAGCUGUUUUAUAAAAUGUGGGAUCCGUGAGUUAGAAACUUUCAGCACUGAAGGCUUAUUCCUUUUUGGGAAUGCAAGACAGGUGUCUUUUUGUCUCCUUUUCCCCUUCAUUUCCACCCCCCGACUGACCAAUUUUAAUACUAAUAUUGUAUAUUGUGGAUCUAAUUUGAGACCAGUUUUUCCACUGUACUCUACUGUAUUUGUACCUAAUUUGAAACAACACACUGGUGUUGAUUCCACACAAACCCUGUUAACAGCAACUUGUUAUUGGAGUACAUACCUUUAUCAAUGGCCUUAUUCAUUAAAAAAAAAAAACAUUUCUUUUCAUAAAACAUUUUUCAUAACUUUUUUUAUUUUACUUUAAUGUAAGUCUCAGCUGUUUUGGGCAAAUGUUUGUACUGUUAGUCGUAUUUUUUAUGUGUUCUGAAAAUAAACAACAUUGGAGGUAUUUUGGACAAAAGCUCAGAUGUGUUAGGGUGCGGCAGACCGCCUGUCUUCCAUCGAAUGCUCAUCAGUUGAAUUUAACUGGUGGAUUUCUGGUGACUUCUUUGUGUUUUUCUCGCCACCUGUUAGAUGAAAGGUGCAGCUUAGUCUCCACAGUGACAUAAAUGUAGAUUCGUAUCACAGCUGCAGACUUGCAAAAUAUAUAUUCUGUAGAAUGGAAUUAAAGUUUCAAUUGGCUUUGGGCUGCUGAGUUGAGCAUUUUCCUCCUCUGGACAAACCGAUCAGCUGAUAGACCAGCUUGCCACCAGUGACUCAGACGCGCAGAUGUUUCGAAUUUAAGUGUUGCAGCUACGUGAUUUGAUAGCUGGCAGAACUCACAAGCCUUUAACAAACACUGCCGUGAGUAGAAGGGUUGAAUGUUGCACAAAAGCAGAGGGUGCCUGGGUUUUAGGUUUUGUUUUUUUUGUAUUUUCUGGUAGUUGCCUUCAGUAAAACCACAUCUUAAAGAAAUACAACUCCCCUUUUUUUUUUUUUUUUUUAGAAAUAAUUUUCAAGUCAUACUUUGUUCAGAAUGUACUUUUUCACUCCAAAGAUUUGAACUAAGGAGUUUCUUGUUUCUAAGUCACAGUCAACCUUGUAGUGUGUUGAUGUGCAAGUGCAGUAACUUAUUUUUUUUUGUUGUUGUUUUGUCUCGUCUCUAUUCUCCUCCAGCACGCUGGAUUUCAAAUCAAACUCUGAAUAUGAUGGUUCAAGUUCUGACCGACUUCCAGCUUUAGUUUGAGGGUUUUCACACUAAUUUUGGGUGAACGCUGCAGGACUCGCAGCCCGUUUUACUCCUAGUCCCCCGGUUUCUGGAUAAUGCAGGAAAUCGAUCAUACAGACGAGUCAACCAGUGAGUUUCAGUCAUAAUCUGGCUGCAGUAAAGGCCUGAUCGAGCAUUAUCAGGGAAGAUACCAAGUGUCUGAGGGUCCGAGACCUCAGGGGGUCAUUGACUGACAUUUGACCAAAUAUUAAACAUGACUUUAUUUAGGUUAAUUUGUCCAACACAGUUGGGUCGGCAAAAUCUGAUCCACUGUGUAUAAUAAGGGCUGCACUUCCUCUGCUGUUCGUUGGACGCGGAUGUAACCCCUCAUCGAAGUAAAGCUGAAAGCCAGAACUUCUAACUCCUUAAUUUGAAAUCUAAUGUGCUGCAAUACAGAGGCAACACAACAAAAACUGAAAAGGGCGUGCAGUGUUUCCCCAAAAUGCUCCUUACUGUCCGGAUUAUCUUUGGUGAAAUUUUUAAUUUGGGCUAUUGACUAUUUGUGUCAGAGAAAAGAGCUGAAGGUCUAUUAAUGAGUAGGGCUGCAACUAAUCAACACUGUCAUUAUCGAUUUAUCUGCUGACUAUUUUCUCGGUUAAUCGAUUGUUUCAUAUAUAUAUAAGUGUCAGAAAAUAGUUUAAAAAUGCCCAAUCAUAGCUUCUCAAAUCUGAAAGUUGCAUAUUGGAAUGUUUUGACUGACCGACAGUCCAAAACCCAAAGAUAUUUCAUUUAUAACGAUAUAAAACGGGGGGAAAACACAGCAAAUCCUCAUAUUUUAGAAGCUGGAACCAGCAACUGUUCGGCAUUUUGCAAUGAUUCAUAUUAUCAAAAUAGUUGCUGAUUCGUUUCCUGACGGUCAAUUAGUUUCAGCUGUGCUCCCUAAAUAUACGCACUGAAAGCUGAAGCCCAACCAAAUAGUUGGAAGUCAAAUUGAUAUUGGCUAAAUGCUGCUCAGCUCCAAGCUGGUUAAAAUAACUUACACAGUACUGUUAAGGAGUUAAGUACCAGACUUGCUAGUGCAAAAGGCAGAUUUAAGCAUAUUAACCAGUUUUCUAAGGGGAGUUUGUUUGGGGGAAACCCAUUCACGUUAAGUUGGGUCGAUGCCGAGACAAAUCGUAGCGCACUGAGGACAGACACGCACUGCGGGACUUUUGGGGAUCCAUCCCAAAAUGCACAGCGUGGAUACUUCCCUCUCUGUUCACUGUGAGCCGCCUCAAUGCAGGAACAUUUUAAAACUGUAGGCCCGAACAGCGACUUUUGGUGUUUCCAGCAGUUCUGACGAGUUAGUGUGUCGUCGAGCCUUAGUGAAGAAGUGCUUUUUGUUAUGCAAUGUUAAAGGGGAACACAUGCGCCCCCCCCCUCCCCCUUUUACAUAGUGGCCUCUGUACUGAACCCAGUACCAAUGUAACCCCCUCCCUCCACUGGCUCCCUAACAGUCUGUUACUGUUUCCUUUCAUUAUGUCUGGAGAGGUUUUGACAAUCGCCUGGUUUCUGCAGCUUCAAGACGAUUUCCUGGCAAGUCACUGAAAGUAUUUCAAGUUGUGUGUCGACUCCUGUCUGGUUUAAUGAUGGUAGUAAAAUGAGUUAUUGUAAGUUGUUACUGAGAAGGGCCGUGUGUGUGUGUGUAUAUGUGUGGUGUUUGAUAUGAAACCUUGCUGCAAGAUUUAUUUGGGGACGUUUUCAGUGACACGCACACACCCGAAAGAGUUCGUGGUUGCUCGGACGUUUUGGCCACUCUGGGGAUCCAUAACUAUUAUCUCCAUCUAAUCACGGCUGAUUUAAAGAUAAAACAUACAUGAUCCUCAGUUUGAGUCAUGCAGGUGUGUGUGUUUGCUGAAAAUGUCUAAGCAAAGUGAAAUGAUGGCUCUAAAGGUAACGGUGGUGCUUCGUGUGACCUCUGACCUUUUCCCUCUCGGCCAUCAGUGCCGAUAAGAUGCUGUGGGCCGAGUGCCACCCGAGUCUCUCUCUCUCCUCUCUGUCUCCUAGUUUCUGCUGGACUUUGAUGUGUUUGUUAUACUCUGGUAAACUCGAUUUUCUUCUAUCAAGUUUGGUACAGACAAUAAAACAGUAUUUCCACGUCAA
Molecule: messenger RNA, 6127 nt
Organism: Siniperca chuatsi (mandarin fish)
Lineage: Eukaryota; Metazoa; Chordata; Actinopteri; Centrarchiformes; Sinipercidae
Gene: mapre1b
Product: microtubule-associated protein, RP/EB family, member 1b
Exons: 7
Coding region: 190-966 (258 amino acids)
Biological process (GO): regulation of microtubule polymerization or depolymerization; protein localization to microtubule plus-end; spindle assembly
Cellular component (GO): spindle midzone; cytoplasmic microtubule; microtubule organizing center
Molecular function (GO): microtubule plus-end binding
Source: RefSeq, a predicted model, not a curated record